Naegleria gruberi is the source of this 1581-nucleotide messenger RNA. RefSeq lists its product as uncharacterized. The record is from RefSeq and is a predicted model, not a curated record. The coding region runs from base 1 to 1581 and encodes 526 amino acids. Gene Ontology annotation, molecular function: oxidoreductase activity, acting on paired donors, with incorporation or reduction of molecular oxygen; monooxygenase activity; iron ion binding. The transcript has 3 exons. Lineage: Eukaryota; Heterolobosea; Eutetramitea; Acrasida; Naegleriidae.
AUGUAUCUUAUUGAACUGUUGCUUGCAAUUCUACUUGUCAUUGCAACCAUUAUCAUUGUGAGAGUUUAUACGAGUUAUAGAAAGGUUUCACACAUUCCUGGAGGUUGGCAAAUAACCAGUUUUCUAUUUAGAAUUCCAAUUGUGGCAGAGUAUGUCUUUAUUAAUAAUCCGAGAAGAAUUCUUCAAUUGGUAAAGGAGAAGAGUGAGAAGGAGAAUGGAAAUGUUGUGAGAGUUAGUUUGAUGGGUAGAAAUAUUGUCUAUAUCAAUGAUAAAGAGUUACUGAAAGAGGUUAUUGUGACGAAAGGUCAUAAUUUCCCAAAACAUAAGGCGCCUUAUGAAGGAUUUACUAUAUUUGGUGAGAAUAUAUUGACCAUUGAGGAUUCUGCUGAUGAAAAUUUAAGAAAUCAUCACAAGGUUUGUUCCCCUGCAUUCACAAAUCAAAAUUUGGAAUAUCUUGUAGAUUAUUCUUCUAAAAGUAUCGGAAAGUUGUUCGAUAGAUGGCAGAAACAAACUAAAGAAUACACAAUCAAUGGAAAAACUGUACAAGGUUACUCACCUGCAGAUAUCAAGAAUGAUUUCAGUGAUUUGACUCUUGAUAUUUUAGGACAAGUUGGUUUUGGUUUGGAUUUUGACAUUUUCUCUGCUAAUGAACAUUCUGAAGGCAUUGAAUUUAGAAAAAGUCUUGAAUUACUUUUCACAACUGGUGUAUUUGUUAAAUUAUAUGUUGGAAUGAAUCCUCUCCUUAAAUGGGCUCAUCCACUAGCUCAACAAUAUUUUGGAAUUGACCAUGCAUUGAAGUAUGUGAGUUCCAAAUUGGAUGACAUGAUUUCUGUGAGAAAGAAUGAAAUUGAACAUCAAUUUAGUUUAUCUGGUGAAGGUUCUGAUAGAAGAGACUUGUUGAGUUGCUUGAUUGAAGCAAAUUAUCUUCAAAAAGGUUUAUUGACUGAUGAUGAAGUCAAGUCUGAUGCGUUUAUUUUUUCGCUAGCCGGCCACGAUACUACUUCAACAACCUUCCAAUGGUGUUGUUAUGAAUUAGGAAAGAGAUUGGAUGUUCAACAAAAAGUUCGUGAAGAAGUCAAUUCCAUCUUGAAAGGAAGAAAGCCAGUCUUUGAUGACUUUACCGAAAUGAAUUAUUUGAAUUGUGUUGUUAUGGAAACUUUAAGAUUGCAUCCACCAGUUCCAGCUGGUUUCCGUGUGGCCAAGAAAUCAACCAACAUUGGAAAAUAUCAAAUUCCAAAGGGUACCAUUAUUGCACUCGAUUUGGCUAAUACCAAUUGGAAUGAAAAACAUUGGGAGAAACCUUUCGAAUUUAUUCCAGAAAGAUUUGCUAUGAAUUUUGAUGAAAGACAAAAAACUGAAAGUGAUUUUACGUGGGUUCCAUUCUCUAUGGGUAACAGAAAGUGCAUUGGAUUUAAAUUUUCCAGAUAUGAAUUAUUCACCCUAUUGAGCAAUAUGAUGCAAAAAUAUGAAAUUAUCACAUUGAAUGAUGAAUCUAAUCCAAAAGAUAGAGUAUAUGAAGUCCCUGGUCCAACCAUCAAUCCAGGAAAUUUAAGAUUGCUAUUUAAGGAAAUUUCCAAUUAA